Molecule: messenger RNA, 1560 nt
Organism: Moneuplotes crassus
Lineage: Eukaryota; Ciliophora; Spirotrichea; Euplotida; Euplotidae
Source: the annotation of a GenBank genome assembly
UUAAAAAAUGUCUGACUUCGGGAAAGUCCUCCGCUCUCUUCGAACCAAGGAGAACACAGGGCUCAGCAGAAGAGAUAUAGAAAUCCUUCAGAGAGAAAAGGUCUUUGUAGAGUCAAGGCAGAGAAUAGCAAUUCCGAAGAACUUAUCCCGUACUGCCCUGUAUGGAGCAAAGAACCAGAAAAAGAACCGGAGACGACACUUCAUAGACUAUUCUUUAUUCGCGUUGGCUGUGUUCACUGUUGGGUUGAUACUGUAUGAAAAUCAGCUGUUCUUUGAAAACGAUAAUGAGAGCAGCUUCUGGAACUAUUUCUUAAGAACUGUGAACCUAUUUUUAACCUUAAUUUCUGUAGUUUUGAUUCAUUUCAAAUACAAGUAUUCAGAUAGCACUUAUACAGGUGUGGAAGGAUACCAUUCUACUUGGAACAUGGAUUCUUUACCAAACUAUCUCUUAGAGGUGGCAGUCCACCUUUGAUCGCUUUGACCUCCUGGAGUUGAUGUUGAGUUUACGACAGAUUUGGCCAGAGACGAAGUCACUUACUCGUAUAACACAGUUACAACAGCGAUAUCAAUAUUUAGAUUCUAUUUGAUUUUUCCAGUGCUGCAUCAUAUAUCUUUCUGGACUUCAGAUAGAGCGAUCAGGGUUGCUAGCAUGACGGGAGUAAAGGCUAACUCUUUAUUUGCGAUAAAGUGCUACCUUAAGGACAAGCCUUACCCAGUCUUAAUUCUAGGACUAGGAAUCUCUGUGUUAGUCUUAGGAAUUUCAAUUAGGCUUUUUGAAGCAGAUGGCGACUUCAAUUUUUAUUUGAUCAUCAUCACAAUGACUACAAUCGGCUUUGGAGAUAUGUACCCAGUUACUUAUUUUGGACGUGCAGUAUGUAUCAUAAGUUGUGUAUGGGGUGUUUUCAUUAUUUCAAUGUUUACUGUUGCUCUAAUGAAAGCCAGUGAAUUUACAAUGAAGGAACAAAUCGUAUAUGAGGAUAUCACUCGCCGUAAGCGGCUAAACAAUGAUGCAAUGAAAAUUGUACAGAGUUACCUCCUUCUAACAGUCUAUCGGAAGGCUAAUAUUAACAAAGAUAAGCGAUCAGAACUUCUUCUAACUCUUAUCUCAAAGCUUUCUCGGUUUAAGAGGCAAGGUCACGAUUUUAGCGUGAAAGGUCUUGAUCAGAGCACAGAAAUCAUCGAAGAUCUCAGUUCAUGGAUGGAAGAAGUCCAUGAAAACUACCAUGAUUUAUUCAAAAAGAUAAAGAAAGCGAAUGAUUACUCAAGAAAGCUUGCUAAGAUAAUAAACUCAUCUCAGAAUCAUGAAGCUUCCUCGAUUCUUUACCUUGCUGACUCUAAACCUGGAUCAAAUCCUAAGCAAGGCAAUGGGUCUCAAGGGAAGCCUCCUUCACAAAAGAAGCGUGGGCUUUCUCCACCAGCUGAGAGUAAGAAAGUUAUUCAAGAAAGAAAGGAGAGAUUUCAGAAUUCGAAGCAUACUUAUAAGGCAAGGUCUAGCAAGACUGUACUUCCAAUUUCUUAACCUUCAAUUUAUGGUUUGAACAAGAUUUGAUAUUUCUUAAC